ACGUGUUCGGUUCUUUGGCUGUAACUGUCUUUAUUGUCUUAAGAAAUAGAAGUUAAGUUUUUAUUUUAUGUUUUUUUUGUCUUAUUUAACAUAUUUAGCAUAUAUUUCGUACAAAUGGAAACCAACGAGAGCGAGCAAACCUGUUAGCUUAAAGCUAGGAACAGAGAAUAAACAGUAAUAGUCAUAAACCAUCUCUUUUUUUUUUUUUUUUUUUAAAUAAAAAUUAAUUAAAUGGCGUCAAACUCCCACGACGAACUUCAACUCAGCAAGAAACACGAGGAAAUUUUGGGGAAAAGAACUGUUUUACUGCAACAGAUGGAGAUUUGCUAUGAGCAGCAGAAAGCCAAGAAAAAUCAUCAAGCCGAUAUGUCUCAAGCUGCACGGGAAAGGAAUGCUGAAAUACUGAAGGAUAUCCAGAAAGUAGAAGAACGUCUUCGGACACGACCGCUUCUGCAUCCUGAUGUUCUCAACCUUCAGACUCGUUAUUGGGCCUCAGUGGAGCAGCAACUUCCAGAAUGGGAAAGCUACUUGUUAGGGAAGAGCCAAGCCCCCAUGAGCGUAGAAACGAUCUCACAGGGAAACCACGAACAGAGAUGUAGUAAUAACAACUCUUCACCUGUACGGAGUCAGGGCAGACCUCCUCGACCCAAACCCAGGUCUGCUGACUGAUGAAAAUUAGGAGAAGGUAUGGUUAAACCAAGGAUCCCCUUUAUCCAGUGUAUCUAAAUCUGUAAGCAAGGUUUUUAGGUUUUUUUUUUUAAGUGCUGUUUUUGAAAUAGGUCUUUUGUGAAAUUCAGGAUCUGCUCUUAAAUUUUGAGUUUUGCUCUACAACCACUCUUAUCACACUUAUCACACAAAGAGCUUUAAUCAUGUGCUCAACCUGUUCACUUGAGAUUUCAUCAUCACCUGACUCAGGCACAAAGUUCAGGCACAAAUCUGCCCUGGGUGCAGAAAGACAUUUCAGGUUACACACUGGGGAAUCUGACAAAACAAAACAUAUGGACUUUUUCUACCUCCAAAGUCGACAUGAUCAAAUGGCAAUCAAUUGUGGCUAUAAGGUGUGACAGGUGGCAUGUUGGUCUUAAAUCGGGCACUGUAAGAACCUUUCCACUAGGUGGCAGUACAGUCUAUUAGUAAUACAAAACACACAACACAUUUUUCAUAGAUGUAUACAUCACUUAGUGUACGCAUGUUUUCUGAAUCAAAAUCCCUAUACAAUAGUCAGCAGUUUAAAGUGUAAGAAAUUUGUGUGAUUAUCCGAUCAUGUACAUUAUGUUCUCUUAGGCUAAUAAAGGUAGAAAGAAUUUAGACUAGUAUACAAUUAGAGAUACAGUUUAAAGAACUUGUAAAAUAAACUUAUUUAUAUUAUUAUGGAAAUUAACACAAUUACCUAUUUUGAUCUGGUUAAUAUUUCAUAUAUCAUGUGUAAUAAUAAACAUGUAGGUGCUUGGGACUAGUGAUCAGAAGGUCACAAGUUCACACCCUACCAUCACCUGCUGUUGGGCCUUUGUGCAAAACCCUUAACCAUCAACUGCUCAGAAAAAUAUAAGUUCCUCUGGAUAAGAUCGUCUGCCAAAUGUCGAAAUGUAAUGCAAAUUUAAACAAUUGCAGCUUCUUCAAGCAGAGUCUAGGGGCCCAAGCACCACAAGUGGUCUGUUUUUU
Molecule: messenger RNA, 1662 nt
Organism: Clarias gariepinus (North African catfish)
Lineage: Eukaryota; Metazoa; Chordata; Actinopteri; Siluriformes; Clariidae
Gene: cep15
Product: chromosome 23 C3orf14 homolog
Exons: 4
Coding region: 232-669 (145 amino acids)
Source: RefSeq, a predicted model, not a curated record